GUGGUGACGCCAUAAGUGAGCGCCUACAACUCUGCGCCGCGGCGCUGUAGAACUGUGCGGCCGUGGUUACCGCGAGCAGGCCAGACCGCUCCUAACUGCCUGCUCUUCCCUCCGCGCUGGCGUCGGCGAGGCCGCAGUCCCGGCUCCUGCGGAGCCUAGGCCUGCGGCGGAGUAGAUGCCAGGAGUGAGGGGCUCAGCCGGACCUCUGCGACGCAGGCUCGGGGAAAGCUGGCGCCUGCGGCCGCCGCUCCCGAAACCCGGGGCGGUUUAGCGAGGGACAGUGCAGGUCAAGGCCUCGGCGCCUUUCGCCUUGCAAAUCGAGGGCUUCUAUGUGACCGGAUUGUUCAGCCUCGGUUCCUUCCCAACGCUCAUGGGACCCUUUCUCGGGGGACAUUACUGUGCUGGAAAGCGGCUUUUUCCUCUUGUCUUUGCUACGUGGUACCCCUUCUGUACGGCCAUCCUUUUUCGGCACAAACAGUGUGGAGAAGAUGAGUUUGGGACUUAGAAACAGCAGAGUUGAAAUCUUAGCCUACUAAUUGGUACUAGUAUUUUUAAUUCUUGACUGUAAAGUGAAGAGUUUUCUUAUACGUACAUAAAAUAGUUGGCAGAAUUUUAUGAUAUGAUUUGGGGAUCUGGUUAAAGUACGUUAAAGAGAUCAAGGAUAUUUGACGAUAAGUUCUUAAUUAUGGCUUUUUGCUUCUCCAAAAUAUAUAAGCUUGAUGUGGAGAAGGGGUUCCUCACCAGGAUUUUAACUGUCUGUGCUUUGGAUGGGCAGCUUUAGGAAGAAAUCAGACGCUCCUAGUCACCCAGAUGCCUCAUACUUAUUGAUAAAAUAUAAUCAGUGAGGAAUGAUUUAAACCACUUUGCUCUUUACACAUGCCCAGAAAGCCAUUCUUGGGAGACAAGCUGGGAGGAGUUUCAUUUACACCACGGCUUAUUUUAGAAGGAAUUCUCUGUGCUUAUUUUUGAGACCUCUCUCUGCUUCUAACACAUUUCACAUUCAUUGAAAGUACACAGAAACGCUGGGCAGGGAGUGCACCUGUAAUCCCAGCAUUUGGGUGAUCUCCUCCCUAUUGGUCUUUCAUGCACCUAGUCAUCCAGGUGUCUCGUGUUUAUUGAUAAAACUCAAUGAAGGACGAUUUGAGUCAGUUUUGCUCUGUACUCAAGAUAGACAAAGAAAAACGAAAACGUGCAGAGAGAAAAUGCAGGAGCUGGAAUUCUUUAACUGGAUAUUAUAGUUCUAAUUUGAGCAGUUACUUUUCUCUGUAAUGGAGAGUGAAUAUUUACCACUCUGCAGUGUAAUUGACCCCGAGGUAAAGAAGUGUGGGUCCAGUAGCAGCCAGAGGGAGAUGCAGUGACUUAAAUAGAACCUGCUCUUCUGGGCUGAAGAAGGGUGUGCUCUGCCUCUGUGAGGCGUGAUGAUGGCUGCAGAGCAGCAUGUAGUUAAGUGCAAUCUUUAAUAUGUUUAACAAAGAAUUGUCCAAUUUAUGUAUAUCACUUUCUGGGUCACCUAAUCCAUAUCCCCUGAGACCUGACUGGCAUUAGAAUCAAUUGGGUAAUCAAAAUAAAACAGGUUGGUGCAGUGACUAGAGCUCUAGCUACUUAAGAGUGCUUGAAGCUAGCGAGGCCCCAAGUCAAAGAAAGCAGAACCCCAAAUGCCUGGACUCUGCGUCAGUGUCUGCUUGAAUCAAAGCUUCAAGCUUUACAGUGUUUUGAGCCCAGAAAGUAGGCGGAAGUAGCGGUGGCCCAUUCAGGUGUACACAUGGGGACCGCUUGUGGAAGCUGAACGAGGAAGGUCACUGGAAGCCCACACUGCAGCUUACUUCUGCCCACAGCUGCAUGGCGUGCCAGGCCAUCUUAGUGGAUUUGCUCCAAAAGUGAAGCUUUGCUUAUUUGCCAAGCUACAUCCAGAUCUCAUUAUGCAUCAGAAAAAUGAAAAAACAGAGGAAAAGUCUAUGGAGGAAAGGAAUUCACUUUGCCUUUUCUGAGAAAUGGAAUACAGGGUUUGUAGGCUUUAAGAAAUUCUAUUUUCACCAACACUUGUGCAUUCUGAAAACUAAGUUAGGAAGGCCAGUCACUUGGAACAGACAGCUGGGGUAUUUGCAGUGUAGAAAGAAGUCUCUUGAAAUUCAGAAAACAUGGAUCCACGAUGAAGCCCUUUGUGCCAAGAGCAAGCUCAUUGUGGCUACUCCAAAUGCUAGCACUGUAUCCUCUAAAGUGGAAAGAGAGCACUUCAUUUCUUCCUCAAGGGGCCUCCUGAGACUCCAUGCAGAGAAGUUGCCGUCCUCAGCAAGGAACUUGGACCGUGAAUCCUGUGGAGAGAAGAAUCUCUUGAAGGCAGUUGCUGGUUUGCCAGCAAAUAGUGUUGUAGGUCAGGCCAGCGGUUGCAGACCUAGGACAGCAUCACAUGACUUUCCCAUGACGUUCAGUGGGGAGAGGCAGGGUCCAGGGGAGAGUGGCAAGACUGUGGUCACUUUGAGCAACCAUAAAAGAAAACGCUUUUGUUAUGGCUGCUACCAAGGGCUGGAGCGCCACAGGAGUGGGGGACUCCUGAUUCCAAGGAAGGUCCAACUUAACCAACAGCGAAGGGUAAAAGUGUCUCCUCUUAUGAUGUAUGAGAAAUUAUCCAUGAUAAGAUUUCAGUAUAGGAUUCUCAGAUCCCAGCACUUCAGAACAAAAAGCAAAGUCUGUAAGCUAAGAAAAGCCCAGCGAAGCUGGGUACAGAAGGUCACUGGAGACGAUCAAGAGACCCUUAGGGAUAACGUGGAGGGUGGCAGUUGCAGCCCAUUCCUUUCCACAGAACCUAGAGACUCUGCUUGCCGGCGUCAGCUGCACGCUCCAGAUAUGGACAGCGAUGUGCUGGCGAAGGGAAAGAACUCUUUCAUGUCCGAAGACCGCACUAAAGGGAGCCUUUGUGUGGGCAAGGAGCCCCUUGUAGACGACACAUUCCCAGACCAGCAGAAUGGCGGUGCCACCGAUGCCUGGGACCAGAUGCCUUGUUCCGCUCGGUGGGAGUGUGCAGAGCUGACUGGUGAGCGCCCUUUGUCAGAGCAUCAUCUGGGUAACAUGUUCCCCUCGGAAACUGAGGGAGACGCCAUGGCUCUGAGUCGGGAGAAUGGGAUGGGCGCCCUGGGUGACAACAAGGUAGAGCUGGCGGCAUCUGGAGCCGAGGAAGCCAGGAGUGGUGUGGAUGGGCUUGUGUCCCACCAGACUGCGGAGCUUGAGAGCUGCCAGAUGGAGGAGGAGGGGGUGCUCAAACAGAACAUCCUCAGCUCCAAGCUGCUGGACCACCCGUACUGUAAGAAUCCGCUCGAAGCACCCCUGGCAUGCAGUGAACUCAAGCUAGAGAGUCCUUUGCGAGGUGGCAAGAAUAGUCAGAAGGCGUCACCUGUGGAUGACGAGCAGCUGUCCAUCUGCCUUUCUGGAUUCCUAGAUGAGGUUAUGAAAAAGUAUGGCAGUUUGGUCCCACUCAGUGAAAAAGAUGUCCUUGCAAGAUUAAAAGAUGUCUUUAAUGAAGACUUUUCUAAUAGAAAACCAUUUAUUAAUAGGGAAAUAACAAACUAUCGGGCCAGACAUCAAAAAUGCAACUUUCGCAUCUUCUACAAUAAGCACAUGCUGGAUAUGGAUGAUCUGGCCACCCUGGAUGGUCAGAACUGGCUGAAUGACCAGGUCAUUAAUAUGUAUGGCGAGCUGAUAAUGGAUGCAGUCCCAGAUAAAGUUCACUUCUUCAACAGCUUUUUUCACAGACAGCUGGUAACCAAAGGAUAUAAUGGAGUUAAGAGAUGGACUAAAAAGGUGGAUUUGUUUAAAAAGAGUCUUCUAUUGAUUCCUAUUCAUCUGGAAGUCCACUGGUCUCUCAUUACAGUGACUCUCUCUAAUCGAAUUAUUUCAUUUUAUGAUUCACAAGGCAUUCAUUUUAAGUUUUGUGUAGAGAAUAUAAGAAAGUAUUUGCUGACUGAAGCCAGAGAAAAAAACAGACCUGAAUUUCUUCAGGGUUGGCAGACUGCUGUUACGAAGUGUAUUCCACAACAGAAAAAUGACAGUGACUGUGGAGUCUUUGUGCUCCAGUACUGCAAGUGCCUCGCCUUGGAGCAGCCUUUCCAGUUUUCGCAAGAAGACAUGCCACGUGUGCGCAAGCGGAUCUACAAGGAGCUAUGUGAGUGCCGGCUCCUGGACUGAAGUUGGGGAGGACUCGCAAAGCCUGACCAAGUUGGAGCAGAUGGUUUGUUACUUGAAUCUCCACUUAUUUGGAUUUUUACAGAUAUUUCAGAUCAGUGGUAUUGGGCCACGAUUGUUACCUCAAAUUUAUUUUUGCCCUUAUUCAUUUCUCCAGCUACCACGUACUUUUUUGAUGUUUAUUUUGGUUUCAUUUUUAAUUUUGUGGAUUACGCGUGUCCCUCCCAUAUUUAAUAUUUAUUAUCCAAACGCAUGCAUAGAGACAAAGCAUGCAGUGAAGAGUAUUAAAAGCCUAGUAGAUUUGGUGCAACUUUUGAAACUUAGUUAGAUGUGAACUGAAUACAGGUUAACUUUUAAUUCCAGAACCUAAAGAUGCAAGAUGUUUUUGAUACAGCAUAACUCAGAAUAGUAGGUGCUUCUUGGGGCAUAAAGGGUAGUGAGGAGUGGACCGUAGAGCCAGUCCUGUUUACUUUGCCAGCAGCACCUCUGGCUGGCUUCCCUCUUGAGGGCAUAGAGGUAGCUGUGAACAGGUGGCCAUCUACUCCUGGAGGCUCAUGGCAGUGCACGGCACCUACUUUGGGGAGAGCCAGAGUCUGUGCCAGUUGUCCUAACAAAUGAGAUUUUAUCUUGGUCUUAGGAAUUACAGUCUGCAGCCUACAUUGAAUUCCCUGUAUUUCAGUUUUGUUUUUGACUUGUGAAAAAAUUCAGUAUCCAUCACACUAGUGGUCAAACAAAUGAGAAGUGAUUUUCAAAUUGUCAUUUCCCUUAUGUGGCCUUCUAUGUGAAAAAAAUUAAAAUUCACUAGCUACAUUUCUAUCUCUGAAAUACAAAAUUCAAAUUGUAGUCUGACCAAGUCUUUUGUAAGUGGGCAGAGAGAGAAAGAGAGGUAUGGACAGUUUGGUUCCCUGGGAGAUAUCUUAGCAGGGUCUCUCCUCUCUGGUUACCUCGGUGAUGUGCAGGGCUUGUAUGGCUUCUGCCACACUCUAGCACAGGAGUUGCUUUUUCCUAUCUGAUGAAAUUUGUCUUCUGGGACAGGCCAAAGUAGGCCCUUCCUUAUACUUAGCUGCAUUAGGAUGAAAGCAAUGGAUCUACAUCUGCAAUCUGGCCUUUUGUGACUUUUUUAAAAAGAUGAUCUUGCUAUAUAGUACAGGCUGGCCUUGAACUUGUGGCAGUCCUCCUGCCUCCGGGGUGCUGGGAUUACAGAUGUACACCACACAUCUGAAAGGAAAUAAGGAAAGUUUCAUAUUAAUUUUACCCAGUUAUCUUUUCUGAUCUGGGGGAGAAUGUAAGAAACCAAGAGGCUAUUUCAGAAAAAACCAAGCAAAUGGCAGAAGACAUUUGAACUUCUGCUGGGUAAGUUUGGGGUGCUGAGAAAACAAAAAGUGUAACUUGACCAUGGGUCUGGCAAGAAAGGCUGUCUGCUGCCAACUGAGAGCUGAGUCAGACCGGGUUUAUAUGUGGGUUCUCAACACCAGCAUACAGCCCAGCCCCUCUGCUCCCAAGUCCUAUAGACUCAGACUCCUUAGCAGGAGACCAGGUCAGUAUCUCUUACUGUGUGUCAGGUCAUUAAAAGCCUAGAAACAGAGGCAUUUUUUGCUGCUACAGGUAAGGUUGUGUGUCCCUGUUAGGAAAGAUGACAAGUCAGAAUGGCGAAGAUGUCUUAAAAGUUUUCAGGCAUAAUUAUGCAAAUAUGAUUGUUCAAAAUUUGUAUGUGAGAUAUUUGCCUUUUUGUAGUACCUGUAUCCAAGUAGCCUGUAGUGAGGCUAUUGAUUCAAAAUGUCUUUUGCUUUGGAGAAGAGGGGAAGUAUGUACCACUUCCUGGGACAGACCUGUGAUGCAGAAGACAGGAAGGAUUGUUUCUGCAGCAGUCUUUUUUUUUUGGUGGUAGUGGUGAUUGAACCCAGGGCUCCAAGAGCAAGGCAGGUGCUCCACCAUUGGAAUAUGUUUCCUGCCGACCUGAAACACCCCGAUGCCCAGAGCUUGGGUUGCUGCCUUUUAACCUGAGGACGGGGUCUUACCCAGCACUGAGGUUUUAAGAGACCUGCCAUGAGCUGUCCAAGUCCAGCUACUCACAUGCAAUGUAAUGGGGUGCUUUGGGGUGUAGCACCCAGCAUGGUUAGUCUAAAUGGUGGCUGUUUUCUUGAAACCAGUUCUGUCAUUCAUAGUUGCUUUUCCCUGUUUCCUUGUGAUUAGGCAGAAACCUUUGUUUAGCUCAAGUUCUAGAUUAGAAAGUCUUAUCUCGAUGUUUGCAGCAAUUGCUUCCUUGUAACAGAGGCAUUUUUGAAAUACACUCUAGGCAUUCGGUGAGAGAGAAGUGAAGCUCUGCUUUCCCGGCAUAGUUUGGCCCUCAGUGAAGAGCAGGUGCGCUCACAGGAAGCAGACAGGGUCUUAGGGCCGAGCAGGCCACGCUCAGUGAAAAGCUGUUCCGACAAACCUUCAGGAUGCCCAGGCCUCUCCCUGGCAGGCGUAGCAAGCUGCACCUGCUAUGCCCAGUGGUCUUUCCUUUUGUUAAAUUGGUAGCAGUGAAUGUAGAUUAUCAACUUUUAGUUUUCUUAGUCAUAGAGAAUCAACUUUCAGUUAUCUUCUGUAAGGAAGGGAGAAGAAGCAGCUGCUGCCAUAAUCCCACAUAUUCAGCUUGGCAUUGUAUUUUCUACUUAGUAGGAGUAGGAGUAACAUGGUUGUUUUGAAUUUAUAGUUCGAACAAAGUAACAGAACUAACUGGGACACGGCCAGCACUUGCCUAAUCUGAGGUGCCCUUCUGUACAGUUGAGGUUCACUGCUUCCCUGGGUGAGGAGUGAUGGGAGCGUCUGGGUGGGUCAUGACCCUUCAGGUGAGAAACAAUGAGUUAAUAGUAUAAAUGACAAAAACCAGUUACCUGCUCUGUGUAAUGAAAUCAAAUUACUCAGCUGUCAUAAAGCACAUACUUAGUUAUGUGCUGGGCACUGCCUCCUGGCCUGUAAAUAAGACCUAGGGAAUACCAUUGAGAAGUGCUAAUUGUAUUUGGGUGUUACAAAAACAGACCUAGACAAGUUGUUUACUUAAAUGGUACUUGUUGGUCAGAAAAAGAAUUUAUUUAAAGAUUAUGAUCAUGUAAAAUUACAGUACUCAACUCUCCUAGCAAAGUAUUUUUUUGAAGAAUAAACUAAAUGCCUUUAUAAA
Molecule: messenger RNA, 7336 nt
Organism: Cavia porcellus (domestic guinea pig)
Lineage: Eukaryota; Metazoa; Chordata; Mammalia; Rodentia; Caviidae
Gene: Senp5
Product: SUMO specific peptidase 5
Exons: 13
Coding region: 1933-4179 (748 amino acids)
Biological process (GO): proteolysis; protein desumoylation
Cellular component (GO): nucleus
Molecular function (GO): deSUMOylase activity
Source: RefSeq, a predicted model, not a curated record